AUGGUCAAGAAGCUUAAGAAAACCAAUAACACUUCCACAAUCUCUCCGGUCGAUACCCCGCCAUCUACAUUCACAGAUUCCCUUGUACUCCCGAAACUCAUCGUUUUCGACCUUGAUUAUACACUGUGGCCGUUCUGGGUAGAUACACAUGUCACACCUCCGAUAAAAGCAAACUCAGAACAUUCUGCGACUACCGAUCGUUGGGGAGAGAGUUUCGCUUUCUACAAUGAAGUACCUUCGAUUCUCGCACAACUCAAAAAUCAUGGCAUAAUGGUUGGGGCAGCAUCUCGCACAUCUGCUCCAGACCUAGGGCGAGAGAUGUUGAGAUUACUACACGUUAUGGAUGUAGAUGGGAAGAAAAGGAAGGCGAUUGAAUUAUUUGAUCAGCUUGAGAUCUAUCCAGGAAGCAAGAUUACACAUUUUACCAAACUGCAGAAGAGCACUGGUAUAGCAUACAAAGAAAUGUUAUUUUUUGACGAUGAGGCAAGGAAUAGGAAUGUCGAAUCCUUGGGAGUCAAGAUGUGUUUAGUGAAAGAUGGUGUUAACAAGGCUGAGAUAAACCGAGGGAUCAAAGAAUGGAGGCAAAUGCAUGGCCAUGAAACGAAAUCGUCCGGUUCAGAGGAUAAGGCUGGCAGCACUUCCAAUACAUAUAACGAGGAGAUGGAUGGUGAAGAAUAG
Molecule: messenger RNA, 678 nt
Organism: Sclerotinia sclerotiorum 1980 UF-70
Lineage: Eukaryota; Fungi; Ascomycota; Leotiomycetes; Helotiales; Sclerotiniaceae
Exons: 1
Coding region: 1-678 (225 amino acids)
Molecular function (GO): acid phosphatase activity
Source: RefSeq, a predicted model, not a curated record